This is a messenger RNA of Gossypium arboreum, 1404 nucleotides long. RefSeq names its product ethylene-responsive transcription factor ERF110-like. The record is from RefSeq and is a predicted model, not a curated record. Gene Ontology annotation, biological process: ethylene-activated signaling pathway; regulation of DNA-templated transcription. The transcript has 2 exons. Gene Ontology annotation, molecular function: DNA-binding transcription factor activity; DNA binding. NCBI's taxonomy places the organism in Eukaryota, Viridiplantae, Streptophyta, Magnoliopsida, Malvales, Malvaceae. The coding region runs from base 153 to 1226 and encodes 357 amino acids.
ACUGUCCAAGUCCCAUGUUGGGAGAAUGUUCGGAGGCCGACAAACUUUGCCUUAUUGCGUAUAUAACAAUCCGUUUUUGGUGCUAAACCAAAAAUAAUAUAUAAAUAAGUUGGUGUAGGUUCUGUAAAGAGAUUUGUGCGCCUAAAUCUUUCAUGUGCGAGAUAGUUAAAAAGGUGGCGAACAAGAAAGAGAAAGCAUUCGUGGAGAAUAGCAGGGGAGGUGUCUACCAAAAGCAACACAAUCAAUGGUCGUUCAUGUAUCAGCCGAUGAUGACAGAAGAAGCGAUGCUGCUACCAGAGGUUAGUAGGGAAAGGGAGAUGUCAGCCAUGGUUUCAGCUUUGACUCAUGUCUUAGCUGGCGACAUCCCUGAGGAGCUGCCACCAGAUGACAACUUGGAUGGUUUUGAUUCAACUACAGUCGUCGAUAAUAACAGUUUUACUACUUCAUCAUCCGGAUUUGGCGGGAAAAAGAGAGAAAGGGAAGAACAGGAGGAAGGCGAUGGAGUAAUGGCGGUGGAGGGUUUAGGCCCGUUUUCUGCUGAUGUACGAGUGCUAGAGGGUAACAACCCGGCAAAAUUGAUCCCAUUAUAUGAAUACAAGAGCAAUGAGAAGUACAGAGAAGAGCCAAGGAGGAGAUACAGGGGAGUACGACAGAGACCAUGGGGAAAAUGGGCAGCUGAGAUAAGAGACCCCUUCAAAGCUGCUAGAGUUUGGUUAGGCACAUUCGACACCGCGGAGGCCGCCGCCAGAGCCUACGAUGAAGCAGCCCUUCGCUUCAGAGGCAACAAAGCUAAGCUCAACUUCCCUGAAAACGUCAAGCUCAUAUCACUCCCGCCGCCGCCGCCUCUCGCCAUCAAUCCAACAACAACCCACUUCCCUAUUUCAGAUUCUCCCAACACCCUUUUCUCCAUUCCAUCAUCUCAAGUCUCCGGCCAAUAUAUCGACUAUACUCAGUUUUUUCGGGGUUCCGGCAAUUAUUUUCAAAGUCAAUCACAACAGCAACAGCGGCGGCUAAUCGUUUUGUCAACUUCAUCUGGUUCUAGCGGACAAUCUUCAUCUUCUUCUUCAACACCGACUUCAUAUCCUCUCGUUUUCCCAAUUCAAACGUCAGGUCAGAACCUCAACUUGGGCAGCAGCAGUGCAAGUCAAGGUGGCGGUGUUGGAGAUUUUUGGGUGCAUGCUUGGCCAUCAGAUUCUGGUGAUUAUUAUACAUCAACCUCAAGAUAAAUGUCUUCCUUAACUAUUACUAGUAAUUAUUGGGUUUUUGGUCAUUGUAUGCCCCGUUAUUAUAGGGUGCGACCGUGCGACUUCCUUUUAGUGGUUUUUAGGGAUUAGAGAUAUUUUUUUCAUACUCUAAUUUUAUAUUUAUUUUUCUUUAAAUUAUUAGCUUGAUUACAAGUAGAAA